AUGGAAUCGAGCAACAGCAGAAGCAGUAGUGUUAGUCGUGCAGAUAGUGGUAUUAGUUGUAACACUACUGCUACAACAGUUAAUCCACGUUAUGAGUGUCACUGGACGGACAAUUGUCGCGGACAACAUGAAUUAGAUGAUUGCCCAGUGCGACUGCGUGAAUUACGAGGCAAGUUGGGCAUCUAUUUUAGUCCAAAUGCAAGCUUUAAACAUUUUUCUCGUGAUCAUAUGAACGAUCUAUCCUUAGAAUCGAAUCCAACUGGAUGUACAAUGGUUCAUUUGUUAAUUUAUAAAAAGAAAAAUAAUGAAACUUGGUUACUAUUUGUUACCAAAUUUGCUAAACAAAAACGGCGAGACAACGAAGCUACACCAAACCGACAGAUUUUAUUAACAUUACCAUCAUCAAAUCCAUGUAUGAAAGGUGAAUAUCAUAAAAAUAUAGCUGCAAGAGCAUUGAAUAGUAUUACAAAUGAAAGUGAAAUAACAACAAAUCUUCGACCACGUCUCAAACGUUUCUUAUUUGUUGAUGCUAAUGCCAUCUAUCCAUUAUAUUUAACCGAUGAACAAGCAGAUCUCUUAACAACUCAUUUUUCUCCCAACGAAGAAGUUAUUUCUCUUCAUUGGUAUCCUCUAUCUACUGUCUUGAGUCAAUUGCCAAAUUGGGAUGAUUAUUUGAGCAGACAAGCUGAAGGAAGAGAAUUAGCUCAAGUACGACAUGCUGAUCAUACUGGAAUUAAGUUGAAUACAGAAAAUAACGAACAUACAAUGUGGUCAGUCACGGCAACUUGUCUAAUGUGUAUAAGAAAUCUUGUGGGAUUCGAUGCAUUUCUU
Molecule: messenger RNA, 831 nt
Organism: Rotaria sp. Silwood1
Lineage: Eukaryota; Metazoa; Rotifera; Eurotatoria; Philodinida; Philodinidae
Source: the annotation of a GenBank genome assembly